CAUAGCAAGAAAUUUGUCCCUCAAUGACAUCCGUAGAGAGGGCGGGGUUAUUUCGAGAAGAGCUUCUGGAUAGUUUUUCGGAAGCUUCUUUGGCUCAGGGGAGCGGUGGGCGCCUACGGCAGCUGAGAGACCAUGUUCCGCCUUGAGGGUCUGGGGCCCAAGCUGGACCCGGAGGAGCUGAAGCGCAAAAUGCGCGAGGACGUCCUCUGUUCGAUCCGCAACUUCCUCAUCUACGUAGCCGUGCUGCGCGUCG
Molecule: messenger RNA, 253 nt
Organism: Protobothrops mucrosquamatus (brown spotted pit viper)
Lineage: Eukaryota; Metazoa; Chordata; Lepidosauria; Squamata; Viperidae
Gene: TOMM5
Product: translocase of outer mitochondrial membrane 5
Exons: 1
Cellular component (GO): mitochondrial outer membrane translocase complex
Source: RefSeq, a predicted model, not a curated record